This is a messenger RNA of Symbiodinium natans, 324 nucleotides long. NCBI's taxonomy places the organism in Eukaryota, Dinophyceae, Suessiales, Symbiodiniaceae. The record is from the annotation of a GenBank genome assembly.
AUGGCCGAUGUUAAGCGGACGUUGGGAGAGGAGUUCGAUGUGAUGCUCUCGGGGGGUUCUGGCAAGUGGCGGCUUGGCGCUUUCACGUUCAAGGAACACAAUGGCCUGCGCAUUGCGGCGAUCCACAACACAGGAGCGCUGUUUGACUGGAACAAGGCCCAUCCCGACAAGCAGGUGAAAGCCGGCGAUCUGCUUGUGGAGAUCGACUCGCAGAAGCCCGAGGGCGGCAUGCGGGGCAACGGGAAGGAGUUGUAUGAAGAGCUGCUCCGAGUGCCUCGUCCGUGCCGGCUCGUGAUUGGCGCCGGGCCGAUGCACUUGGGAUGA